AUGCCAUCUCCAUUCGACGAAUCGACCUCUUCUCACGCGCUGAACUCGCACUUCCUCCUCCACCCUGAGCCUGCCGAAGACUACCAUCCUGACUUCGCCUCGUCCGACGGGGAUACGGCCUCCCAGCGAUCCAUCGCUCUGUCUUCGCCGCCGCUGUCGCCGCGAGUUCCACUCUCGCACACGCUCGCCGACGAAGACGACCUUACGCCGUCUGCCAUAACCCCCGUGACCUUCGUUCGUCAAAGCCUCUCCUUCAGCAAGCGCAAUACCGUCGACACAGACUUUAGUUCUGAACUUGAUGAUGACCGGAGCGUCUUUACACGGAGGCUGGACGACAGUGACUCGCCUGUUUCGAGUGUUGCGCCGUCCGUCUAUGAUGCUGAGAAGGUGCCUGAUACUGCUUCCAUGCCCCACUUCAUAGCAUCUCCCCCAUCAUCCUCCGCUCCUUAUGCAGGAAUGCGUGGCAAGAGCGACACGGAGAGUAUCAUGUCGUUUGCUUCAGCGGGCACGUCGUUUUCGAAGAAGGCACGGCCAGAAUCACUAUUGCCACAGGCUUUACAAGGCCCCCUCGUGUUGGGAUUAGCGCUUGUCGAUUUCGAUCACUUGGUCGGUCCUAAAAUCGAGUUUUCAAGAGGGAGUAUAUUCGACGAUGACGAGAUUGCCAAGAUUCUGCCCUUCCUUGCACUACCUGACGGUGCUCAUCUCUCAUCGGAAGAUUACUCCUACUUCCAUCUCGUGCCCUCGACCUCACCACAUCCUUCUACUAUCUUCGGGAUAUCGUGUAAUCGUCAGAUUAGCACAUCUGAGCUACUCGUCAAAGACGCGGAUGUAACACGAUCAACUGUACAGAAAGCAGUAGUUGUGCUUGCAUCGAAGCCGGUAUUUGGGCUUGUACGUGAUCGACUAGGUGUUAUCACGCGAGUCCUUUUCGAGCAGCGUGACUUUACCGACAUGAGCAUCCUCGACGACUUCCACAUAUCAUUAGAACAUUCUUUGCGGGGUCAAAUGACUGAAAGCGGACUCUAUAUGGGGACCAGCUUACGGGAGCUGGUGCACACAUUCCGGCAACGGACGCUGGUUCUUCUUAAGGCGCUGAUGCUACAGAAGAAGAUAAUGUUCUUUGGUCAUCCGGUGGAGCGGCUGUGUACGUAUCAGUACUCACUCGUUACGCUGAUCCCUGGUCUUCUUCAAAACUUGGAGGAUUGUGGUUCACCGCCGCUGGCCGCACGUGCACAGACGCUUUCUCGACCGACAUCGCUGAAGACGUCUGACCAUAAGAGCAUGAUGGCAUAUGCUGGGUUACCUCUAGACCUAUUUGGCAAGGAUGCAUUUUUUCAGCCGUAUCUACCCUUACAACAGCUUGAUAUGUUGAAGGAUACCCAGAGCUGGCUGUGUGGAAGUACCAAUUCAAUUGUUACCCAACAGAAGGAAGUCGAUAUUCUUGUGAACAUUGAGACUGGCACGAUUGAGUUCCGCGACCUCGUGGUGGAACGCGUGGCUGGAUUGACUGCUGCUGACAGAAAGUGGAUGGAUGACAUUGUGCGUGAUGUGAACGAGACAUUUGUGGAUGACCCAACGAGGCAAGCUGGCAUGCGCUUCAAGGGCAGCGAUGACUAUCUGCGACAGAAGUUUGAUGAGUAUAUCUCUGGAGCACUGGCCUCAGUCAAGUAUGCUGCUUUUGUGCACAAGGCUCAAGGAAGUGGAGUGAUGAUUACCGAAGGAUCAGGUGAUCCAAACUCGACUCAAGACUUCAAUGCGCUUUGGAUCCAGGAGUUCAAAAAGACGAAUGCAUAUGAGGUCUGGGAUCGAAUCACAGAUCCUCUCCUUUUUGAUCUAGUCGAGGCUCGGCAUCCCUGCAGUGCAAAACCGUCCGUUGUCGCAGAUAUCGGGCUACGGUUAUCAGAGGGGAUACAGGAGCUCAAGCUUGACCAGCAGCUAGCGCCAACGAGGGAAGCCAUCUCACGAACAUUCAACACGGGUUCGAGCAAUCUGCUGAAAGCCGUCGAGGGCAUGCGGGGCCGGUGGAUGGCACGCAACCCUAGCUCCUCGAGCGACAUCCAGAGCGCGCCGUCCAUGUCUGCCACUACGACAUCCAACGAGGGUUCCACAAGCACGUCAAGUAGCGGCGAUGAUAUGCGCAGACAGAGUGGAAGCCCGAAUGACCGGGGGCACACGCGGACGGGGUCCAUCGAGAGGAGUAGCUCGGAUGUGCCUCCCUCCCAACGACGCGCGAGCGGGCUGCGGCCACUGAGCAUGGCGAUGUCGCAUCCCAUUCCAGUCCCGCAGCCCCCACCUCCGUUACCCCAGGCACCGCCCGUGCAACCGAGCCGGUUCAGUGGAUGGGUUGGGUCGCUGUUCACCCCACGGCCGGGGCGGACGUCGUUGGCGCAGACGCCGCCACCGCCGCUGCCCGCACGACGUGGAUCGGAGGCGUCAGAACGGACUCACGGGUCGCCGAUGCCGUCGCCGCCGGUGGCUUUGAGGGAGAGUUCGGGGUACGUGGCGAGCUUGCCGGGGAGUGUGCAAGAGGCGGAGGAGGAGGAACUGCAACUGCGGAAUCUGGACGAGGUGUAUGAGUCGCGCGUGGCGUCCGGCGGGGAGACGGGAUCUCAUGACGGGCGUGGAGAAGCGCACGGGGACGAACCAGCAGGCACUGGUGUAGCGUUGUGA
Molecule: messenger RNA, 2670 nt
Organism: Fibroporia radiculosa
Lineage: Eukaryota; Fungi; Basidiomycota; Agaricomycetes; Polyporales; Fibroporiaceae
Exons: 15
Coding region: 1-2670 (889 amino acids)
Cellular component (GO): cytoplasm
Source: RefSeq, a predicted model, not a curated record